AUGCUUGAGAAACUUAAAUUUACUCAAGCAGCUAAAUCAUCCUAUAGUAAUAGUGUUACGUAUGCUACAAAAGUAUUAAUGAUAAUAAUGGUACUUACCUAUAUUAUUGAAAAAACUCAUAGUACAUGUGAUACUUAUACUCCUUAUGCAACUCAUGAUACACAUGAUGUUAGUGCUACACAAAAUACCUGUAUUAUUGUACCACAUACAAUUUACAAUGCAGUUGCUACUUAUACUUUAUAUACUAAUCAAUAA
Messenger RNA from Schistosoma spindalis, 255 nucleotides. The record is from the annotation of a GenBank genome assembly. Lineage: Eukaryota; Metazoa; Platyhelminthes; Trematoda; Strigeidida; Schistosomatidae.